Oncorhynchus tshawytscha (Chinook salmon) is the source of this 3282-nucleotide messenger RNA. Its product is annotated as E3 ubiquitin-protein ligase TRIM21. NCBI's taxonomy places the organism in Eukaryota, Metazoa, Chordata, Actinopteri, Salmoniformes, Salmonidae. The record is from RefSeq and is a predicted model, not a curated record. Gene Ontology annotation, molecular function: zinc ion binding; protein binding.
AGAGAGAAAGAGAGAGAAUUAAACGCAUACCUGAACCUGGUCGGCACACCUGUCUGGCUGGUUGGAUUGGCAGAGGGAGGGAGGAAGGAACCAACUGUAAAGUCUGCAGUUACUCCAUCAUGAUGACAACAACCUCAGUUUAACUCUGGAUACCUGUUGUGAGCAGUGAGGAAAAGACAGAAAGUGAGAAAAGGGGAAAAGUGUGUAACAAGGAACAACAAGAUAGAGGAGGGGAAGACUGACAGAAGACAGGACACUGGACAUUAUCCACUUGGAAGUCUCAAGGACCACAGAACAGCUGCAGAGCUCCAGACCAGUAGCCCUACCAGCCAGCCCUACCGUCUCCCCUGCAGAGGUCCAGACCACUAGCUCUACCAUUUUCCCCAGAAUGGCUCUCUCCGGGUCGGGUGGCUUCCUCUCUGAGGAUCAGUUCAUCUGUUCUAUCUGCCUGGAUGUGUUCACCAACCCAGUCUCCACACCCUGUGGUCACAGCUACUGUCUGGACUGCAUCUCCACCUACUGGGAUGGAGGAGGAGGGAAGACGUGUGUGUGCCCGCUGUGUAAGGAGAGCUUCAGGAAGAGGCCGGAACUUCACAUCAACCGCACCCUGAAGGAGAUCACCGAGCAGUUUAAGAAGAUGGCGGACGGAUUGGACCGGGGGGCCAUGGUGUUUGAAGGAGGGAUUGAGAGUCAAGGUUGGGGUGGCGGUGGAAAUGAGGGGGUGUCAUACGGGGUUGAGCGUCCUCCGGUCCCUCCAAGACCCCCAGGGAUGGGUGUGAUGCCUGGGGAUUUGUUGUUGGAGAUGAAGACCAGGUUCCAACGACCUUCGAACUCCAGAACCCCUCCGCCCGUCCUCCACCCCCACCCGCCCUCACCCUUCUCCUCCAACACCACCGCCCUCUCGUCCCCCGCCCCUCCUGUUGUCCCACGCAGAUACACCCUGAGCGGGCCGGCUGAUUCCUCCACCGACGCGCCUCUCUGUCCUGAACACCAGAGGGGGCUGGAGUUCUUCUGCCGGACAGACCAGACGUGUGGGUGUGCCGUGUGCAUGGAGGGAGAGCACCAUGGACACCAGGUUAUACCAGCCAAGAGAGAGUGGCUCAUUAAGAAGUCUCAGUUGGAAAUCACAGAGGCAGAGCUGAGGGACAUGAUCACACAGAGAGAAAAGAAGGUGGAGGACAUCAGGACAUCACUGGAGAAUAUACAGGUGUGUGCGGAGCAUGAGACAGCAGGCAGCAUGCAUGUGUUCUCUGCCCUGGUGAGCUCUGUGGAGAGGAGCCAGGCAGAGCUGUUGGAGGUGAUAGAGAUGUCACAGCGGGCUGCACAGCACCAAGGACAGACCCUCAUCAGAGACCUAGAGCAGGAGAUCUCUGAGCUGAGGAAGAGAAGCGCUACCCUCACCCAGCUAGCCCAGUCUGACGACUACGUACUUUUCUUCAAGACAUUCUCCACCCCGCCUCAGACCAGGGAUUGGUCGGAUGCUGUUGUGACCUCUGACCUCACCUCAGGGGCGGUGCUUCUGACUGUCAAUCAAAUGGUGGAGCGGUUUCAGGAGGAGCUCAAGAGACUGCCGGAGAUCUGUCUGCGUCCUCAACCUCAAACAGACCAAUCCGUGGGGAGAUAUAGUCCAAGGUUGCGUCCUCAACCUCAACCAGACCAAUCUGUGGGAAGAUGUAGUCCAAGUUUGCUUUCUCAACCAAACCAUGCUGUCGGAAGAAAUAGUCCAAAUUUACCUUCUCAACCAGACCAGUCCCUGGGAAGAAGUAGUCCAAGUUUGCGUUCUCCACCUCCACCAGAACACUCUGUAGGAAGUCCAGAUUGGCUUUCUCAACCUCAACCAGACCAGUCAGUGGGAAGAAAUCCAAAACCAAAGGUGAGGAGAGUGCAGGAAUAUGCAGUGGACAUCACCCUGGACCCCCUCACCGCCCACCCACGCCUGCUCAUCUCCGACGACGGCAAGCAGGUGCGCUGCUGGGACCGCUACCAGCCCGUGGCGGACGGCCCCGAGCGCUUUGACCGUGUGGUCUGCGUCCUCGGGCGCCAGGCCUUCUCUUCGGGACGCCAUUACUGGGAGGUGGAGGUGGGUGGGAAGACGGACUGGGACCUGGGCGUGGCUAGCCACUCCAUCAACAGGAAAGGGAAGAUCAUAGUAAGCCCCGCCCACGGCUACUGGUUCCUGAGUCUCCGGGAUAAGAAGGACUACGCAUUCCGAACGGAACCGUCGACAGCGCUGGGCCUCAACCACAAACCCAACCGUAUAGGGGUCUACAUAGACUGUGAUAAGGGACAGGUGUCCUUCUAUAACGUGGAAGCUAAGAUGCUCAUCUAUACAUUCACCGACAGCUUCUCGGAUGUCAUUCAUCCCUUCUUCAGCCCUUGCACCAAUAAGUCUGGCAGGAACGAGGCGCCGCUCAUCAUUUGUCCUGUCUCGAUGCCUCUGGUGGACUGAGAUGGGUUUUAGUUUUUUUUGUUCAUUCCUAAAGGUAGUUUCCUUCCGUCUGUCCUUGUUCAAUGUUCUCCACUGAGCCAAUUGGACGGGACUGGAUAGGUCAAAGCAAUAUGGUGGAAGCUAUAGCUGAUGCGCCCAAUAUACCCAGAUGUCUCAUGUCAACAUAGGGAAGGGAACAAGGCCAGAAGAGAGGGAACAAUUUUCUGGAAUGAAAUACAGUCCCUUAGAACCAUUCAUAAUGACCUCCUGUGUUCUAUGGAGCUGACCAAUGGAUAAUCUGGAUACUGAGUCUGGAUUGGAAUGAUCAUUUUGACCAAUACAACUCACUACAGUCCAUCAGUCUGAGAAUUAAUGAUUUCACCAUCUGUCCUUAUCACACGAUGGAUGAAUCUGUCUAUAUAGGGUCAUAUGUGUCUCACAUGGCUCCCUAUUCACAUAUAGUCUGCUUCUUUGACCAGAGCCCCAUGGGCCCUAUGUAUUGCAUUACUAUAGGGAAUAGUGUGCUAUUUGUGACAUAACCACAGUCAUUACAAAUAAAACAUAUUACUUGUACAUUACAAUCCAGUUUUUGAAAAAUGUCCACAAUAAACCAAAUGUAAACUAUGUGGACUGGGAGCCACUGAGUAAGACCAAGAGACAAACAAAAAGACAAAGAAUCCUUUAUGAGCCAGUCAUUUUAUUCAUCGUAUUCUACAGAGUGGACAAAACUUUAAGAACACCUGCUCUUUCCAUGACACAGACUGACCAGGUGAAUCCAGGUGAAAGCUAUGAGCCCUUACUGAUGUCACUUGUUAAAUCCACUUACAUCAGUGUAGAUGAAGGGGAGGAGACAG